AUGCAUAUGUCUACACUUGUAUCUGCUAUUCUUAUAGCACUCUAUUGUGUUAACUUUGUCUCUGCUAUUGAUAGUGGUGCCGAUUGCCAAUGUAUAUGCAGUAUAUCAACAAGGAGAGGUGCACGUAGAGCAAUGAAUAUCGGUUCAUCGAACAUAGAAACUGCUCCAUGUGACAAUAACAAAUGUGUUAAAGCCUGCAAACUUGCAUAUCCAUUAUGUGAAUCGAGUAGAGGUGAGAUGCAAGCUUCAUGUAAAAGAUCUAGUGAAGAACCAACAACAACAACAACAACAGCUGCACCAGAAACAACAACAACAACAGCCGCGCCAGCAACAACAACAACAACAGCUGCACCAGAAACAACAACAACAACAGCUGCACCAGUAACAACAACAACAACAGUUGCACCAGUAACAACAACAACAACAGUUGCACCAGUAACAACAACAACAACAGCUGCACCUACUACAACCACACAAGGUGGAAGCACUAAGACCGGCUCAACAUUAACCACACCAACAUCAAGUGCGAUCAAAUCUGUUUUUCAAUUUUCACACUUUCUUCUCUUUACUGUUGUGCUUACAUUUUUAUGUAUGUAA
This is a messenger RNA of Rotaria sp. Silwood1, 597 nucleotides long. NCBI's taxonomy places the organism in Eukaryota, Metazoa, Rotifera, Eurotatoria, Philodinida, Philodinidae. The record is from the annotation of a GenBank genome assembly.